AUGUUCUCCAGUCUCAUUUAAGAUCAGUCUAAAUAUUCGUGUUUUAGAGGCGAAGUCAAGCAUGUAUGUGUUGAUCUGAUUAAAACUGACCAAAAAAAAGGAAUUUUUAAUAAUGAUAUAAAAUCUGAAUAAAUUAAAAUGAUACAUAAAAGCACUAUUGAUAAGCGAACAUUUAAAUCUGUAACUCUCAGCAAUUCAUUGUUAUGUCUUUUGAUAUCAGAUCCAGAGACAGAGAAGUCUGCUGCUGCUUUGAAUGUCGAUGUGGGAUCUCUUGAAGACCCAGUUGAUAGAAUGGGUCUUGCUCAUUUUUGUGAACACAUGUUGUUUAUGGGAACAGACAAAUAUCCCAAAGAAAAUGAGUAUUAGUAAUAUAUUUCAAAGAAUGCUGGAUCCACCAAUGCUUUUACAUCUGAAUUAAAUACUAAUUUCUUCUUUUCAGUUGGCAAUCAAGCAUUGGAAGGUGCUCUUGAUAGAUUUGCCCAAUUCUUCAUUAGUCCACUUUUCAGUGAUUCUUGCACAGAACGUGAAAUGAAAGCAGUUGAUUCAGAGUACAACAUGAAUCUAUAAAAUGAUUUUUGGCGCAAAUUCCAAUUGUUUCACAAUGCUUCCCUUCCUGGAAGUCAAUACAAUAAGUUUAUGAUUGGUAAUUUGAAGACUUUGUAGUUCGAAGAUACACGUGCAAGAUUACAAGAAUUUCAUAAAAGAUAUUACUCAUCAAAUGUGAUGAAAUUGGUCAUCUAUGGUUCAUAACCAAUUGAAACUUUAGAGGGAUGGGCUUAAACUUAUUUUGAGGGCAUUUAAAACAAAAACCUAGCACCUCCUUCCUACAAUGUCAUGCCAUUUGAUUAAACUAAUAUGGGGUAGUUGAUAAAGUAUGUUCCAAUCAAGAAUUAAGAUCAUUUGGAAUUAAUUUACAUAAUCGAUUAUCUAUACCCACAUUAUAGAAGUUGUCCAGGAAAAUACUUGUCUCAUUUGAUUGGUCAUGAAGGAGAAAACUCUCUAUUGUCUCUUCUCAUAAAAGAGGAUUUGGCAUAGGAAUUGUCAGCAGGUCCAUCAAACACCAUGAAACUAUUUUCAGAAAUGACAAUCAGAAUUAAGUUAACACAAAAGGGUUUAUAACAAUAUUAGAAAGUCAUCCAAUAUGUUCAAGAAUACAUUGAAUUGCUCAAACAAAAGGGACCAUAAGAGUGGAUCUUCAAAGAAAUCUCAGCCAUUAAAAAAUUAGAAUUCGAUUUCUUAGAAAAAGGAGAUCCCUUCAAUUAUGUCUGUACAUUGGCAUCGAGAAUGCAAUAAUAUCCAAUUGAAGAUGUGUUAAGAUAACCAUACUUAAUGGAAUAAUAUCAACCAGAAUUAAUUCAAAAGAUAACAAAUCAAUUGACUGGAGAUAGGUUGAUGAUGUUUCUAUCCUCAUAAACCUUUUCAAAUUAAUUAGGAAACAAGGAAGAAUACUUUGGAACUGAAUACAGUUAAUCCAAAUUCCUUGAAGAUGUAACAUCAGUCUUCAAAAAUGCAGCCAAUAACAUCUCUCCUAAAUUGAAUUUGCCUCCAUAGAAUAUCUACAUUCCUGAACAUACAAAUGUCUUACCUUUAUAAAAUGGCUUGCCUUUAUUCCCUGAAUUGGUUUUGUAAAAUGAAUAAACUGAUUUGUGGUUCAAGUAAGAUGAUAGAUUCCAAGUACCAAAAACUGUCAUUCAGCUUAGAAUCAACACAAUUGAAACUGGAUAUGGGAAAUUAGCCAAAACAGAAGCUAUUGCUAAAAUCUGGUUAGCUUUGUUAAAGAAUCAUGUCAGAGAAUUCAAUUACUUAGCAGAAAUGGCUAAAAUUGAUGCCACUUUAUAAUUGGCAGCAAAUGGACUAGAAUUCUCAAUUAGUGGAUUUAGUGAUUCCAUCUCCAGAUUUGUUAUUGGCAUGUUCCAAAAGAUUAUUUCUUUUAAGCCUCAAGAUUAUUAGGAUUUGUAUGAAUCAACAUUUGUUAAGAUUACCUAAGAAUUAGAAAACAUCAAGAGAUCUUAACCUUACUAAUAGGUUCAUUCCCUCAUGACUGUAGUAUUGAGAGAGGGAUCCUCAUUUGAAACAUAAGAGUUAUUAGAUCAAUUAACCAAUAUCACUUUUGAUGAUGUCAUUCAUUUCUCAAACAAUUUCUUAAAACGAUGCAGAUUUGAAUGGCUCAUAAUGGGUAAUUUGGUUAAAGAAGAAGCCAUACAAAUUGUUCAAAAAUCCCUUGAUUUAUUCAAAGCAAAAACUCUUAGAUAUGAACAGGUAUUAUAAAUCAGACCAGUUAUGUUAAAUGAAACAGAGAUUUGCAAUUACACUUACGAUUUGACUGAACCAACGGAAACCAAUUCAGGAAUUGUUGUCCAUUAUUAAAUUGGCAAACCUGAUUUAAGAACUUAACUCUAUAAUGAAAUCCUAUAAACAAUAAUGAAGACUCCAUUCUUUUCUUAACUAAGAACAACUGAAUAAUUAGGAUAUGCAGUCUUUUCAUUGUUGAGUGAUGUCAGGGGAAUAGCAGGUUUCACUUUCUUAAUAUAAAGUAAUGUGAAAUGUCCAAACUAUGUCUAACAAAGAAUUAGAACAUUUAUUAAGGAAAACUUGAAUAAGUAGAUUACAGAGAUGACUGAAUAAGACUUUGAAUAAUUCAAAAGCUCAGUUAAGGUCUAAUUGUUAGAGAAGGAUUACUCAUUAAUCAAAGAAUCAGUUAGAAUGUGGAAUGAAGUUUAAAAGCAUCAAAGAUUAUUUGAUAGAAGAGUAUAAUAACUCAAUAUUUUGGAUGGCAUUAAAUUAUCCGAAGUGUAAGAAUAUUUUAAAACUCAUUUGAUCGAAAAAACAAAGCAAUUUGAGAUCCAUGCCAUUUCACCAACCCACAAGAAGGAUUAGGAAGAAAUCAAGAGUGACAGCUUAGUCUAUAAUUCAUCUGACAAAUUCAAAAAGAGGCAUGGAUUGUAUCCUGAUUAUUUUUAUUAAUGAGCAGUAAUAUAUUGUAAUUUACAAUCGUUUAA
Paramecium tetraurelia is the source of this 2999-nucleotide messenger RNA. RefSeq lists its product as uncharacterized. NCBI's taxonomy places the organism in Eukaryota, Ciliophora, Oligohymenophorea, Peniculida, Parameciidae. Gene Ontology annotation, molecular function: metalloendopeptidase activity; metal ion binding. The record is from RefSeq and is a predicted model, not a curated record. Gene Ontology annotation, biological process: proteolysis. The transcript has 4 exons.